ACCCACGUGGUGAACAACUCCGUUCUUCCUUAGCCCGCGUGCAUCCUACUUUACGCUGCAUUUACCAGCUGCUGGGGGAGGUAGUACAUCUGCACCUAAAGCCCUAUUCGCAAAUCCCCUCGGAUCAACUCGGGUCAUUCGGGACAACUCAGCUAAGUUGCCAUGGCAGAGCGCGUGCUGGUCAUUGGCUCCGGUGGCCGGGAGCAUGCCCUGGCCUGGAAGCUCGCCCAGUCCCCUCAUGUGCAGCAGGUUCUAGUUGCCCCAGGAAAUGCUGGCACCGCAGACUGUGGAAUAAUCUCCAACUCAGGGGUGUCUGUGAGCAAUCACUCCAUCUUGGCUCAGUACUGCAAGGAUCACAACGUGGGGCUGGUGGUUGUGGGGCCAGAGGUGCCCCUGGCUGCAGGGAUGGUGGACGACCUGACGGCUGCAGGGGUGCCAUGUUUCGGGCCUUCGGCCCAAGCCGCCCAGCUGGAGGCCAGCAAGAGCUUCUCCAAGAGCUUCAUGGAGCGGCACGGCAUCCCCACUGCACGCUGGAGGUCCUUCACCGACCCGCAAGAGGCCUGCUGCUUCAUCCGGGGGGCGGACUUUCCCGCGCUGGUGGUGAAGGCCAGUGGCCUGGCAGCAGGAAAGGGGGUCAUCGUAGCGCGAGAUAAGGACGAGGCCUGUCAAGCAGUGCAGGAUAUCAUGAAGGACAAGGCGUUUGGCUCUGCAGGGGAGACUGUUGUGGUGGAGGAACUUCUGGAAGGAGAGGAAGUAUCUUGUCUCUGCUUCAGCGAUGGCUGCACUGUGGCCCCGAUGCCCCCAGCGCAGGACCACAAGCGGCUGCUGGACGGAGACCAGGGGCCCAACACGGGAGGCAUGGGGGCCUACUGCCCCACCCCACAGGUGACUGAGGACAUGCUCCAGCAGAUCAAAGAGACCGUGCUGCAGAAGACUGUGGAUGGAAUGAGGGAGGAAGGUGCCCCUUAUGUGGGUGUGCUGUACGCUGGGUUGAUGUUGACCAAGCAGGGGAUGAAAGUGCUGGAGUACAACUGCCGCUUUGGUGACCCCGAGUGCCAGGUCCUGCUGCCCCUGCUGAAGAGCGACCUUUACGAGGUUCUGCUGGACACGAUGCAGGGCAAGCUGGCCUCCAGCCCCCCCUGCUGGCUGGAUAACAGCGCCGCCGUCACCGUGGUCAUGGCUAGCGGCGGCUAUCCAGGAGACUACAAGAAAGGUGUCGAAAUCACAGGUCUGUCACAGGCUCGGGAACAGGGCCUGCUGGUCUUCCACGCCGGGACGGCACUGAAGGAGGGGCGGGUACUGACCAACGGGGGCCGCGUCCUGACCGUUACCGCGGUGGGCCCGAGUCUGGAGACCGCCCUUCGCUCAGCCAACCAGGGCGUGGCCGCCGUGGGCUUCCCCGGGGCAGUGUUCCGCCGAGACAUCGGCCACCGGGCCAUCGCCUUCCUCACCCGGUCCAGGGGUCUGACCUACAAAGACAGCGGGGUGGACAUAGCGGCAGGAAACCAGCUGGUGGACGCCAUCAAACCCCUGGCCAAAGCCACGUCCCGCUCAGGAUGCAGUGCAGAGCUGGGUGGAUUUGCAGGGUUGUUUGACCUGAAAGCCGCGGGAUUCAGAGACCCCAUCCUGGUCUCAGGGACUGAUGGAGUUGGGACCAAGCUCAAGAUCGCCCAGGCGUGUGAACGUCACAGCUCUCUGGGUCAAGACCUGGUGGCCAUGUGUGUGAACGACGUGCUGGCGCAGGGGGCGGAGCCUCUCUUCUUCCUGGACUACUUUUCCUGCGGACGAUUGGAUGUGGGAGUGGCCUCCUCUGUGAUUGGCGGAAUAGCACAGGCCUGCAGCAUGGCUGGCUGUGCUCUGCUGGGGGGGGAGACCGCCGAGAUGCCGGGGGUGUACGGCCCUGGGGAGUACGACCUGGCCGGGUUCUGCGUGGGGGCGGCGGAGCGGGACAGGCUCCUCCCCCGCCUGGGGGACAUCGUGGAGGGGGACCUGCUCAUCGGGGUGGCCUCUUCCGGGGUGCACAGCAACGGAUUCAGCCUGGUGCGGAAGGUCCUGGAGAGAAGCGGCCUGCAAUACAGCUGUCCCGCCCCGUUUGGGAAGCCUGGACAGACCGUGGGCGAGGUGCUGCUCACUCCUACAAAGAUCUACAGCCGGCUCCUCCAGCCAAUCCUGCGCAGCGGGGCCGUGAAGGCCUACGCCCACAUCACGGGCGGCGGUCUGCUGGAGAACAUCCCCCGGGUUUUGCCUCCACAGCUGGCCGUUGACCUGGACGCCUCUCGCUGGAGCAUCCCGGCGGUGUUCUCCUGGCUGCAGCGGGAGGGCGGUCUCUCGGAGGAGGAGAUGGGGCGCACGUUUAACUGCGGGCUGGGCGCGGUGCUGGUGGUGAGCCGGCAGGAGGCCCAGCGGGUCCUCAGGCAGGUGCAGGCCCAGGAGGAGGCCUGGAUCGUGGGCUCGCUGUCGCACAAACAGCCAGGGGCGGAACCAGUGGUGAUCCGGAAUCUGCAGCACAGCCUCAGGAUAGGGCCGAAUCCUUCCCCCAACACUAGUGCCCCGCAGAACGGGGCUGAGCACGGAGACCGGGCCUCCCGUAGGAAGACCAAGGUGGCGGUGCUCAUCUCUGGGACAGGGACAAACCUGCAGGCCCUGAUUGAACAGGUGAAGAAACCCUCCAGUGCAGCGGAGAUUGUGGUGGUCAUUUCGAACAGGCCCGGCGUCCUGGGGCUGAAGAGGGCCUCUCUGGCUGGCAUUCAGACCCGGGUGGUGGACCACAAACUGUACGGCAGCCGGUCGGAGUUUGACAGCACCAUCGACCGCGUGCUGGAGGAGUUCGGCGUGGAGGUCGUCUGUCUCGCUGGGUUCAUGAGGAUCCUCACUGGCGCCUUCGUGAGGAAGUGGAGUGGGAAGCUGCUGAACAUCCACCCCUCUCUGCUGCCCUCCUUCAAGGGCGUGCACGCCCAGCGGCAGGCUCUGCAGGCCGGGGCGAGGGUCUCCGGCUGCACCGUCCACUUUGUGGCUGAGGAAGUUGACGCAGGUGCGAUCAUUGCACAGGAGGCGGUGCCAGUGCUGGUGAAUGACACCGAAGACAGCCUAUCAGAGCGUAUAAAGGAGGCGGAGCACCGUGCCUUCCCAGCAGCCCUAGAGCUGGUGGCCAGUGGGGCAGUGAGGCUGGGGGAGGAUGGGCGUAUCAUCUGGAAACUGGCAGAGCAGGAGUAAACCCCCUCUGCCCUGGGAUGUGUGCUUACCCAAUGUCCACACCGUGACCAGAUUAAGGCUCCAGAUUAAAAAUGUGACCAACUCAAAACCACACCUGGUUCCUAUGCGGCAAGAGAUCCAUCAAACCUUUGCUUUAUGGUUAAUAAAAUGGGGCUAAGACAGUUCUAUCUGUAUUUUGUUUACAUAGUUUGCCAACUGUGAGUCAGUAUGUCAGUCUGCCCAAACCCUCUUUUUAAAGCUAACUGGAAUUUGCCGCCGCAGCAGCAGCUACCAAUUUACUGGGACGCUAACAUUAGAAUUGUAUAACAUUAAGACCGCCUUCCAGCACUGCAGCCUUGUCCAUUUAGAUCAGCCAAUCAGGACAUUCCAAGUAAACCUUCACUGAAAGUAUCCACAUGGUGUGAGACAAAGAAUGUUCUGCUAGUACUUGUAAAUUUGUUGUAUGAUUCUUCUUGUCAAUGAGAUGCAUGAAAAUGUUUCACUGCAAGCACCGAAGGGGUCGAUCUAGUUGUAGUACAAAGUGGCUUUAGCAUCAGGAAAAUGUUUAUCAAUUUUCCAGGGACUGUUUACAGCAUGUAACUGGAAAGCUUGUCUUUCUGGCUGUCCCUUGCCUUAAAUACGUUCAGUGUUCAAA
Messenger RNA from Anguilla rostrata (American eel), 3847 nucleotides. RefSeq names its product phosphoribosylglycinamide formyltransferase (gene gart). The transcript is spliced from 22 exons. The record is from RefSeq and is a predicted model, not a curated record. Bases 163 to 3213 code for a protein of 1016 amino acids. Gene Ontology annotation, biological process: adenine biosynthetic process; 'de novo' IMP biosynthetic process. Lineage: Eukaryota; Metazoa; Chordata; Actinopteri; Anguilliformes; Anguillidae. Gene Ontology annotation, molecular function: phosphoribosylglycinamide formyltransferase activity; ATP binding; phosphoribosylamine-glycine ligase activity. Gene Ontology annotation, cellular component: cytosol.